AUGAUAUCAACAAACACAGAGGUGUCUACAGCAAAUUUGACCAACACACUGCCAAGUUAUGAUGAAGCCGUUCAUGUAAAUUGCACUGAUGACAUCCAUGCAUUCAUGAAAUCCUACCUGCCGGCCUUUUAUGGUGUGAUCUUUUUCAUUGGCUUCCUGGGCAACAUUAUGGCACUGUGGGUGUAUACUUUCAAGAUGAGGCCCUGGAAAAGCAGCACUGUUAUCAUGUUCAACUUGGCCUGCACAGACCUACUGUACUUAAUUAGCCUUCCUUUCCUGAUUCACUACUACGCCAAUGGAGAACACUGGGUUUUCGGAGAUUUCCUGUGCAAGUUCAUCCGCUUCACCUUCCAGUUCAAUCUGUACAGCAGCAUACUCUUUUUAACCUGCUUCAGCAUCUUCCGAUACUUUGCAAUUGUCCACCCAAUACGGUGUGUCCUUGUUCGAAAAAAGGGAUGGGUUAUUGUGGCAUGUUGUGCAUCUUGGCUAAUUUCACUGUUAGCUGUGAGCCCUAUCAACUAUUUUAUUACCCCAAAAAACCACGAGAACAAAUCUAUGUGUCUUGAACUCUCUCGUUCUGAUGAUGUGGAUGUUAUCAGGUGGUAUGUCUGGCUUUUAAGUGGCUUAGCCUUCUUCUUGCCUUUAAUAACUGUAUCUCUCUGCUACAUUGCCAUAAUCUAUACCUUGGCAACAGGACUCCACACUCAAAACCGUUAUAAACGAAAGGCUCGCAACCUUGCCUUUCUACUUCUGUUAGUCUUUUAUGUGUGCUUCCUACCAUUCCAUGUCUUUAGAAUAAUUCAGAUUGAAUUAAGAAUACACCGAGUGAGGUGUGAUGUUGAGACCCAUGUUCAUGCUAUGUAUGUUGUCUCCAAACCGAUGGCUGCCAUGAAUACAUGCUGCAAUUUAUUGAUUUAUGCCGUGAUCAGUGAUAAUUUCCAACAAGCCAUUCAGUGUCUCCUACGAUGGAAGUCAAGCAACAUAAUACAACCAAGAGCAACUGGUACUGAUUUCAAAAAGACUGAAAUAUUCAAGUUAUGACCUAAUGCAUUUCUCUUUAGGACACCCAGCUCUGAUUUUCCCCUAAUGAAAAAGUUGCCUUUAUACAGAGAGAUUAUUGAAUGAGUAAAAUGGAUCCAUUCAUGAGCUUUUGAAAGAGCAUGGAAAUCAUAAAUGUCUUCAUUCAGAAAUAUGAAAUGCUCUGUGUUGUCAAAGGCUUUCAUGGCCAGGAUCACAGGGUUGUUGUAUGUUCUAGAAACAUGGCCGCACAGCCCGGAAAACAUACAACAACCAUGAAAUGCUCUAUUUGGCCCAAGGGCCCCCCAGGGACUUUGCUUUAAAAUUUGUAUUAAAAUGUUGUUGCAUACUCCUCUUCCUCUGUGCCUAAUCAAAGGAGACACAGAAGAAUAACAGCACAUUAAACAAUUGACAGCAAAUUGAGAUACUGUGGAGGGCCGGGCUGUGACGCAACUGGUUAGUAGCCAGCUGCAUAAAUCACUAUGACUAUGAGGUCAUGAGUUCGAAGCCAGCCCGUGUUGGAGUGAGCACCUGACCAUGAAAAAAUAGCCCUGCUCGUUGUUGACCUAAGCAACCCGAAAAAUAGUUGCAUCUGUCAAAUAGGAAAUUUUGGUACCACUUAUGCGGGGAGGCUAAUUUAACUAAUUUACGACACCAUAAAAAUUGUCCAGCAGUGUUUGGAAUGAGGAAGUAUCCAUCAAGGACUCGGUGCCACACUGGAUGAUGAAGCAGCUGCUCCCCCUGUGGCCGAAAUCGAGCAUACCCCCAGUAAGCUGGAAUCUGGAGUAUGUUAAAUUGCCUCUGUGUCUCUGUCUCCAUGUUCAUAUGGCAUCGAAUGUUUGCCAUGUAUGUGUACAUUGUGAUCUGCAUUGAGUCCCCUUCGAUGUGAGAAGGGCUGAAUAUAAAUACUAUAAAUAAAUAAAUAAAUACU
Anolis carolinensis (green anole) is the source of this 1948-nucleotide messenger RNA. Its product is annotated as 2-oxoglutarate receptor 1. Gene Ontology annotation, cellular component: plasma membrane. The record is from RefSeq and is a predicted model, not a curated record. Gene Ontology annotation, biological process: G protein-coupled receptor signaling pathway. Bases 1 to 1041 code for a protein of 346 amino acids. Lineage: Eukaryota; Metazoa; Chordata; Lepidosauria; Squamata; Anolidae. The transcript has a single exon. Gene Ontology annotation, molecular function: G protein-coupled receptor activity.